Messenger RNA from Silurus meridionalis, 1100 nucleotides. RefSeq names its product CD209 antigen-like protein 2. The coding region runs from base 71 to 859 and encodes 262 amino acids. The record is from RefSeq and is a predicted model, not a curated record. NCBI's taxonomy places the organism in Eukaryota, Metazoa, Chordata, Actinopteri, Siluriformes, Siluridae. The transcript is spliced from 6 exons.
GUGAGGACAGAUGCUCAUGAUGCACUGACUGUUCAUUUUACACUGACAAUCCAUCAAGUCGGACUGAUCCAUGGCUUUACAUCUGGAUAUGAGAGUUCAGCGUGAACAAUCUAACUACCAGAAUGUACAGAGGGAGAAGAAAACACCUCCCUCACCUGGAAGAGACGCUCAGUAUAGAGGAGCAUUCAGGCUGGCUGGAGUGUCCAUCGGUCUAAUGUGUAUCGUUCAGGCGACUCUUAACGUCGUCCUGAGGCUGUACCUUCUUUCUCAGAAACAUACGGAGCAGUUCUUCAUGGACUGUGAAAAUUACACGCUGGCCAAAUACAAUGUACUUAUUGAGGAGAAAAGACAGUUAGACAUCAACUACCUCAGCCUGGGUAAAGUGAGAGAUCAGCUACAGCAGGAGAAAGAUCAACUCCAGAGAAAAUAUUCCAACUUUGCUGGAGAUCUCAGGAUGGGGUGGGUCUCCUUCAGGUCCAGUCUUUACUUCAUGUCUAAGGAGAACAAGACCUGGACUCAGAGCCAAGACGAUUGCAUUAAGAAAAGUGCAAACCUCGUGAUCAUAACGAGCAGAGAAGAACAGGAUUUCAUUGAGUUGUUUAGAAGAGGAAAAUCGGCUUGGAUUGGUUUGAGUAAAGAAAACACGGUGGACUUGUGGAAAUGGGUGGACGGUACACCACUGCAAACUCCUUUCUGGUGGACUCAAGAGCCAAACAAUCAUAAUGGAGAUGAAAAUUGUGUUGAAACUGGUUACCGUCCCAAAGAUGGAAGACCAGUGGUUGAUGUCCUUAACACAUGGAACGAUAAUACAUGCAGUGCCAAGAUAUUUUACAUAUGUGAGAAAACCAUUUCCAUUUAAAUCUCUGUAAAGAGAAAUGGAUUGUAGACCAGUAGAGCAAAAACACAUUGCAAAUGCUUUCAAUUCAGUGUGUCAUUUUUUUAUUAGCUACAUCCAUUAGUGUUUGUGUAUUACUAGCAUUUUUCAUAAGCGUUGUUAUAUUUUCUUGAAGGUGUUUUGACUUGUAUUUUUCCAUGUCUGAUUCUGUAUGGAGGUUUUUUUUCUUUUAUUCUUCUUUUAAAUAAAUGCAUUUGAUGUCUUA